Molecule: messenger RNA, 795 nt
Organism: Batrachochytrium dendrobatidis JAM81
Lineage: Eukaryota; Fungi; Chytridiomycota; Chytridiomycetes; Rhizophydiales
Exons: 4
Coding region: 1-795 (264 amino acids)
Biological process (GO): enzyme-directed rRNA pseudouridine synthesis
Molecular function (GO): pseudouridine synthase activity; RNA binding
Source: RefSeq, a predicted model, not a curated record
AUGCCAACAGAAAGUGAUGCAGCAAUUACCUUGGCAAAGCUACUACAGUCUGAGUUUACUGCAACACCGAAUCCUAAUCCAUGUUCUCCCAUCACUGCCUGUGACAGUCGGUACAAUCGACUAUUUGAAGUUUCUAUUCUAUAUAAUGAUGGAAAACUACUAGUUAUUAAUAAGCCAUGGAAUGUCAGAAUCGAUGGCCCAGUUGACGAAACAACCACCAUAGAAUUUCUUUUAAAGGCUACGUUUCCAACAUAUAGGCGAUUGUUUUUGUUGCAUCAGAUCGACUAUGCAACAUCAGGCGUACAUAUGUGGGGAUUAACCAAACACACGGCAACGAUUAUGGGCAGAAUGUUUCUUCGCAGGCAGAUUCAAAAGACAUACUUGGCAAUUGUAUGUGGUACUGUAGACCAGCAAGAAUUUCAAAUCCAGCUUCCGCUAGCCCCACGACCUGAAAACGAUCGUCUAAUGCAUGUCCCGACGCUUGGAGAGGAUGUACCAGACACAAAGGCCGCUCAAACAUUUGUGCGAGUUUUGCGCCGAGGUACACUUGCGGAAACACAAAUACCAGUCACUCUUUUGGAGUUGCAACCACACACAGGUCGACGGCAUCAGCUCCGCGUUCAUCUUUCAUCUAUUGGACAUCCCAUCGUAAAUGAUCGUGUUUAUGGCGCACUCAAUGUCCCAAUCUAUCAUCGUAUGAUGUUACAUUCUUGGAGAACUCAGUUUGUUUGGCCCGGAAGUGGAGUUCCAUUCAACUUUGAAGCACCUAAUAAGCUAUCAUCACUCAUUAUCUAG